Molecule: messenger RNA, 1946 nt
Organism: Drosophila nasuta
Lineage: Eukaryota; Metazoa; Arthropoda; Insecta; Diptera; Drosophilidae
Product: RNA polymerase-associated protein CTR9 homolog
Exons: 4
Coding region: 133-1893 (586 amino acids)
Biological process (GO): transcription elongation by RNA polymerase II; regulation of DNA-templated transcription
Cellular component (GO): Cdc73/Paf1 complex
Molecular function (GO): RNA polymerase II complex binding
Source: RefSeq, a predicted model, not a curated record
UAACCCUCAAAACAUUUGACAUUUGAGUUUUGUGUCAAUUCAUCGCUACUACCAAAAAGUGUCAUCUAUUAUAUUCUUAUCUUUACGUAGAAACUGCUGUCAUUUGCGAUAAUAGGCAGCAUUGUCAAAGCUAUGGAAACUUCUGACUCUAAAGGAGGAACUGCAAUUCAAAAGCUUAUCGAUUCGCUAAUCAAAAAACGGGCAAACUUAAAGGACUGGAUACAAAAAGCAAGGGACUUCUAUAGGGUUCGGGAUUUGGAAAGUUUUGAAGAGCUCUUGGAAAAUGCAAUCACCCAUGGCUACAAGACUUAUGCGGGAUACAAGGAUGAUCUACUUAAAAUUUAUACGAUGCUUGCAGGCCACUUCGUACGUCUUAUCAGCAAGUCGCUGGGAGGGCCGCACUCAGAGUGGCAGGCGAAAUUGUCGAGCAUUGUAUUGGCAAUGGAUGAGUUGAAAAUAGGACCCACAGAUGCUCAAUUUCUGUUGUGCCGCGGAUUUGCUCUAAUGGUGACCAACACACGGUUAGCCGAAGCAGACCAAUGCUUUGCAACCGUUCUCCAACGAAUACCGCACAAUGUGGCGGCACUCCUAGGACGCAGCUGCUUGGCAUACCAGCGCCAGGAUUAUCGUUUGGCGUUGGGUCACAUAAAAAGCGUAUUCUACAACUUCCCACAAGGACCCGCUGAUGUGCGCGUUGCUAUGGGUCACUGCUUUCUGAAAAUAGGCAACUUUGACAGUGCUCGUCGUGCCUUUGAGGUGGCAGUGUCCAGCAAUGGACAUAGUUUGAAUGCUCUGCUUGGCAUUGCCCACUUGAAGCUUCGCAAGCGACAACAGGCGGCUACCAAGGAUGCCGUAAAUUUGCUAUGUGCCGCAUUUGAAAUGGACAGUCAACACCCUCUCGUGCUCACGUGGCUGGCCGCUCAUUUUUACUACUCCCACGACUAUGACAAGAUGAAAUCAGCGGCUGGAACUGCAUAUCGACUCACAGACAGUCCACAGCUGAAGGCACAAAACUGCUUUCAAAUUGCACGCGGCUUGCACGUGAAUCGGAACUAUGAAGACGCAUUUGCCUUUUAUAGAAAAGCAGUGACGCAUUCUCCCGCCGGCUAUGUGUUGCCCUAUCUGGGACUGGCACAAAUGUGCAUACGACUCAAUCGUCUUGAUGAGGCAGAAGUUGCAUUACGCACGCUCCUGAGAGCGCUACCUCAACAGACGCAGGCAUUGCGCAUGCUGGCUGCACUUUACGCUCAACGGGAGGAUCCAGCUGCCCAGGACAUGGCAAUACAGUUGUUCAAAAAGGCACAGCGAGAGGAUGACUACUGCAGCCACCUCAGCUUGGCAGACAUCUAUCAGCGCAAGCAACUUUGGCAAGACGCCAUCGAUUGCUACGACAAGGCAAUGAGCACUCAUCGAUGUCUGCACAGCACACACAAUUUACCCAUUAAUUGGCUGAACAAUGUUGCUGCUCUUCAGAUGCAUUUGAACCAACCGAAAGCUGCGCUGCGUACUUUGGACAAAGCUCUGGCAAUGCGAGAUGAUGCGUCCCAAGAGCAUUGGCAGAGCAGCAUGCUCACGCUGAGAUUUAACAGAGCACGUGUGCUGGAGGCGCUGCAUUUGGACGAACAGGCUGCCCAAAGCUACACUCAAUUGAUUUCCGAGUAUCCAAGUUAUUGCGACAGCUAUGUGCGAUUGGGCCACAUGGCCAACAAACGCAAUCUAAUCAACGCUUUCGAAAAUGAUGAAGUCCCCGACUUUGAUCUACCUGACGAAAUCUUGGAUAUGCUCACUCAGCAUUUGAAGAAUAGCAAAGGAUGCUAUAUGUCCAUUGCCGUGGCUAAUUUAUGUGUGAUCAAAGCGCAAAGGCUUAAGGCGAUGGGGGGAGGAUAUCACUGAAAAUGGAUAUUUGAAACAAGCGCUUUCGAUUUAUCAUACAGCUUUUCAAAAAA